This is a messenger RNA of Eutrema salsugineum, 1262 nucleotides long. Its product is annotated as 2-keto-3-deoxy-L-rhamnonate aldolase. The transcript has a single exon. The record is from RefSeq and is a predicted model, not a curated record. Lineage: Eukaryota; Viridiplantae; Streptophyta; Magnoliopsida; Brassicales; Brassicaceae. Bases 76 to 1155 code for a protein of 359 amino acids. Gene Ontology annotation, molecular function: aldehyde-lyase activity. Gene Ontology annotation, cellular component: cytoplasm.
UUCCUACACGGUUUAAGCGAAAAUCUGAAAAAUCAAAACUCUUUAGAUUUAGUCGACACUUCCCAAACCACCACCAUGGCCACCGCCUCAACCUUCUCCACCGUCAACAAAGAUAUGACAUCUCUGCUUAAUUCCUCUUCUCUGAUCACCGGAAAACCAUCUCCGUUAAAGUCCAGCUCCGUUAGAUACUCGGUUUCAUUUCCUCGCAAAACCCUAACUCCAAUCCGAUACUCUUCCUCUCCCGCCGACAACUCUCCCUCCGUCGCCGUUUCUUCUCCUUCCGUGGAAGGGAUCUCGAAUCGAUCCAAAACCUCCUUGAAAUCCCGUCUCCGCGGCGGCGAAACUCUCUACGGCCUGUUUUUACUCUCCUUCUCGCCGACUCUAGCUGAGAUCGCUGCUCACUCCGGGUACGAUUACGUCGUCGUUGACAUGGAACACGGUUACGGCGGCAUACCGGAGGCUCUAGAUUGCAUCCGAGCUCUAAACGCCGCCGGCACAGCCGCUGUUCUCCGGUUACCGGAAAACUGCCCUACAUGGGCUAAAAAAGCCCUAGAUCUAGGCCCACAGGGACUCAUGUUCCCGAUGAUCGAGUCUCGCAAGGACGCGACCAAAGCGGUGUCGUAUUGCCGGUUUCCUCCCGAAGGGAUCCGUGGAUCGGCGCACACGGUGGUGCGAGCAUCCAAGUACGGGAUCGACGAAGGGUAUUUAAGUAAUUACGCGGACGAGAUGCUGAUCAUGUGCCAGGUGGAGUCAGCGGAAGGAGUGAAGAAAGCCGAUGAGAUCGCAGCCGUCGAUGGUGUUGACUGCGUGCAGAUGGGACCGUUGGAUCUGAGCGCGAGUUUGGGAUACUUGUGGGACCCAGGACACAAGAAAGUGAGGGAGAUGAUGAGGAAAGCGGAGAAAUCUGUGCUGACGUCAGAUCCGGCGAAAGGUGGGGCCUACUUGUCGGGAUUCGCGAUGCCACACGACGGACCCGCCGCCAUCCGUGAGCGUGGUUACCACAUGGUCGCCGGAGCCGUCGAUGUUGGGCUGUUCAGAAACGCAGCUGUGGAAGACGUGAGGAGGUUCAAGAUGGGUUUGGUCAAUGAAUCCGACGGUGAGGAUUCGUUGGAACACGAAAAGGAUGUUGACGAUGAGAAGUACUGGAGCGAAUAAAGCAAUCCCAAACAAUUUUCAUGAAAGAAAAUAAUAAUGAUGAUUUUCCUUUUUUAUCCAUGUUCAUUAAUGUUGUUUGGUCAGUUUUGUUAAAAAGCUUCUUCCUU